Molecule: messenger RNA, 1740 nt
Organism: Homalodisca vitripennis (glassy-winged sharpshooter)
Lineage: Eukaryota; Metazoa; Arthropoda; Insecta; Hemiptera; Cicadellidae
Product: cytochrome P450 2C31-like
Exons: 10
Coding region: 175-1620 (481 amino acids)
Biological process (GO): xenobiotic metabolic process
Cellular component (GO): intracellular membrane-bounded organelle; cytoplasm
Molecular function (GO): oxidoreductase activity, acting on paired donors, with incorporation or reduction of molecular oxygen, reduced flavin or flavoprotein as one donor, and incorporation of one atom of oxygen; iron ion binding; heme binding
Source: RefSeq, a predicted model, not a curated record
ACAAUAUUUGCUGUCCUGAAGCAGAAUCUAUUUUAAGAGUGACUUGGUCAGUGAGUGGGUUGUUGUGGCCAAGUUUUUGUAGUGUUCUGUUCAAUCAACCGGCUUUAGUAAGGCCUACUACUGUGACUCCAGCUUUUAUGAGAUAUAAAAGUUGGGAAAAAAAUCUAAAGAAGAAUGUUUGAAACAAUUAUUUUAUUUUGCGUCUUCGUCGUCCUUAUCUACCUAUGGAAAUACAAAAGACCUGAAAACUUUCCUCCAGGCCCCACCCCACUGCCUAUUAUUGGCAAUUUAUUGGAAUUGCCAAAAGGACACCUUUAUCCGAAGGUGGAGGAGUGGUCGAAGAUUUAUGGCCAAAUUAUAGGUUGCCGUAUUUUCAGUGACCUAGCAGUUUUUGUGACAGGAGUUGAUAACGUGCUUGCAGCUCUGCGAAAAGAAGAGUUUCAAAGUAGGCCUGAAAGCUUUUCAAUUAAAGCAAGAAGUUAUGGAAAAGCAUUAGGUAUAUUUUUGAGCACUGGAGAACAAUGGAAUUCAAGCCGCAAAUUUACCGUGAAACAAAUGCGAGCUUUUGGGAAAAUGGAAAAAGAAAAUUUAAUAGUUGAAGAAAUUAAUCAACUUAUGGAAACUAUCAAAGAUGGAACCAUGCAGGGCAAUGGACUGUUUGGUCUAGCUGCUGUAAAUGUCAUCUGGAUGAUAAUUGCAAGUAAAAGGAUUGACUUCAACGAUGAGAGAUCGCGCAACUUCUUGAACAACUUAAAUAAAGCUUUCCGUCUUGGCAGUCCCGGAGGAGGGGAUAUAGUGGACAUAUUUCCAAUUUUUAGAUUCAUCAGUUCUAAAUUUAAAUUUACAAUGAAGGUGAUCAACGAAACUCAUGAUUUCAUCAGGGAAACGAUACAGGAGCACAGGGAAGUUUUGGAUCCCAACAAUCCACGGGAUCUGAUAGACAGUUAUCUUAUUGAGAUGGAUUGCAACAAAGGAAACCCUGGCUCACAUUUCACAGAGGAGGAUCUAAUUGUGGUUGGAACUGAUUUGUUCUCUGCGGGAGCAGAAUCUACGAGCAAUUCCAUAGAGUUUGUGUUGCUGUACAUGAUCUUGUAUCCUGAGGUCCAGGAGAAGAUGCAAGAGGAAAUAGACAGAGUUCUGGGGAGGGGAAGGAAGCCUCUGUUGGAUGAUAAAACCAACUUGCACUAUACAAUGGCAGUUCUGAGCGAAGUGGAGAGAAUCAACAGUGUUGUGCCCACCAAUGUCCCUCACUACUGUGUCAAGGAUACCACAUUCGGGGGCUACUUUAUUCCUAAGGGUACUUUGAUAUCCAUGAACUUGCGCUCUCUUGGAUAUGAUACUAAAUACUGGAAGAAUCCUGAGGAGUUCCACCCGGAGAGAUUCCUGAACUCGGAAGGACAAUACACAAAACCUUCCAAUAUGCCUACAUUUGGCCUCGGUCAGAGAACAUGUGUGGGCGAGAUGAUGGCCAGAAACACUAUCUUCCUCUUCACCACAACUUUCUUCGAGAAGUUUUCCAUCAGCUUACCAGCUGGGGAACCGAAACCUUCUACUGUGGCACUACCAGGGUUCACCACCGCUCCACAGCCUUUCAAGAUCGAUGUUAAAAGCAGAUAUUGAUUUAAAAUUAAAAGGAUUGCUCAUUAUUUGUAACACGUGAAAUAAUAUUUACAACUGAUGUGUGUACGUGACAUGUCACUUGUGUAAGUUACACUAAAGCAAUAAACAAAAGAAAUGCAA